UUGAAGGGUCUUCAGUCAUUUCUUUGUUUCUUCUUGUCGUGCUUCUACAACUACUCCUCCUAUCUACGAUCUACUCAGUUGUGUUUCGAAUGCUCAGCUCGGUACGCAAUCGCCUGGCGCCGAGCGUCGUGGCAGUGCUUGCCGCUGUUCUGCUCUGCUGUCGCGCCACUACAGCGGUUUCCUACACCCCGGCCGACCAGCAGCCGACGCGCUUCAUGCACAUCGACCUCAACGGAGCUGCUGCUGGUGGUGCUGAUGCUUAUGCUGAUAACGCUGUGCCGUACCGCGGCGUCUGCCUGGGUGGCUGGUUUGUGCUGGAGCCGUGGAUUGUCCCGUCCUUGUUCAACCCACACAUCAACGGCACCUUCAACAACCACUCGGUCUGGGACGAGUACUCGCUCGUCAACUACAUUGGCAUGAAGGACGCAACUCCAAUGAUGCUCGAGCACUGGGACACCUGGAUUACCGAGGCUGAUAUUGCCGAAGUCGCCCAAGCAGGCAUCACCGACGUCCGUCUUCCGGUCGGGUACUGGAUGCUCAACCCGCUCCCCAACGAGACGUGGGUUCCUGGUGAAACAUACUUUUUCGAUCGAUUCCUCGGGUGGGCUCGCAAGUACAAUAUUCGCGUGCUGCUUGAUUUGCACGGCGCCCCAGGGAGCCAAAAUGGCCAAGAUCACUCUGGCCACCGCGGGCCGCUCGACUGGGACACGGAUUUGACCGUCCAGACACUCAAAAUGUUCAUUCUGUACAUUCGCGACCACGGCUUUACGGACGUCAUUCACGCCAUUGAGCUCGUGAACGAGCCGUGGUGGUCGGUGGAUCCGAAGAUUGUUCAAGACUUUUAUGUGAAUGCUUACUCUGCGAUUCGUCAGAGCAGCCCCUCGUUCACCAAUACGCUCAACAUUGUCUUCCACGACAACUUCAACAUGAAUGCUUGGGGUGGCAUCAUGGAGCCUCCGGCAUACACCAACCUGUUCCAGGACUCGCAUCAGUACCACUGCUUUGAUAACAGUCUGCUGGCUAUGGAUUACGCUGGCCAUUUGAACUAUACUUGCAACAACACCCGUCCAGCCAUUGUGACGGCGAACAAGUACCAUCCCACGUUCAUGGGUGAAUGGUCCCUGGCCACCACCGACUGCCCGCAGUGGGCCAAUGGAUUUUUGAAUGGAAAUCGCUGGGAGGGAACGCUCAGCCCUGGCGAUCCGGUCUUUGGCAAGUGCACCGGCAACUUUGGCACCGAUGUCACCCAAUUCACGCCAGACUACCGCGCCUUCCUGCGCCAGUUUACCGAGAUGCAGAUGGAUGCCUACGAGGCUGCUUCCGGCUGGUACUUUUGGACCCUCAAGACGGAAUCGGCGCCGCAAUGGGACUUUUUGAUGGGUCUUCGCGAGGGCUGGAUUCCCAAUCCUGUCACCAAGCGCGAGUACCACUGCUAACGCUGCUGCUGUUGCUGCUGUUGAUUGAAUGAGUGAGUGCAUUGUGCUAGAAUGCAACGCUCGAAUGAAUUUUCAAUGCAGCGUAGAAUUAUUCGGU
Molecule: messenger RNA, 1533 nt
Organism: Capsaspora owczarzaki ATCC 30864
Lineage: Eukaryota; Filasterea; Ministeriida; Capsasporidae
Product: glucan 1,3-beta-glucosidase
Exons: 3
Coding region: 90-1436 (448 amino acids)
Biological process (GO): glucan catabolic process
Cellular component (GO): extracellular region; cell surface
Molecular function (GO): beta-glucosidase activity
Source: RefSeq, a predicted model, not a curated record